CGAGGGCGCCGAGAAGCGGAGGGACGUCUUCUUCGGAGCAUGAAGCAGCAUGUCUGAUAAAAUGUCCAGCUUCCUCUACAUAGGGGACAUCGUGUCCCUGUACGCGGAGGGCUCGGUCAACGGCUUCAUCAACACGCUGGGGCUAGUGGACGACAGAUGUGUCGUAAACCCAGAGGCGGGGGACCUUGCCAACCCUCCCAAGAAGUUCAGAGACUGCCUCUUUAAGGUGUGCCCUAUGAACCGAUAUUCUGCUCAGAAACAAUAUUGGAAAGCCAAGCAAGCUAAACAGGGGAACCACACAGAGGCAGCCUUGCUGAAGAAAUUGCAGCAUGCUGCUGAACUGGAACAAAAGCAAAAUGAAUCAGAGAAUAAGAAACUGUUGGGAGAAAUUGUGAAAUACAGCAACGUCAUACAACUGCUGCAUAUAAAAAGCAACAAGUAUCUGACUGUCAACAAGAGACUCCCUGCUUUACUGGAGAAGAAUGCCAUGCGCGUGUCCUUGGAUGCUGCAGGGAAUGAAGGGUCUUGGUUUUAUAUCCAUCCCUUCUGGAAGCUGAGAAGCGAGGGUGACAAUAUUGUUGUAGGAGAUAAAGUUGUUUUGAUGCCCGUGAAUGCAGGACAGCCGCUACAUGCCAGCAACAUAGAGCUUCUUGAUAAUCCAGGGUGUAAGGAGGUGAAUGCUGUUAAUUGCAACACUAGCUGGAAAAUCACUUUAUUCAUGAAAUAUAGUUCCUAUCGAGAGGAUGUACUGAAAGGCGGUGAUGUUGUCCGACUGUUUCAUGCGGAACAAGAGAAGUUUCUGACUUGUGACGAAUACGAGAAAAAGCAGCACAUUUUCCUUCGCACAACCUUGCGUCAAUCAGCCACUUCUGCCACCAGUUCUAAAGCACUCUGGGAAAUAGAGGUGGUUCACCACGACCCGUGCCGAGGGGGUGCCGGACAGUGGAACAGCUUGUUCAGAUUUAAACAUCUUGCAACCGGGAACUAUUUAGCUGCAGAGCUUAACCCUGAUUAUCGAGAUGCCCAAAAUGAAGGAAAAAACGUGAGAGAUGGAGAUCUUCCAACUUCAAAGAAGAAACGCCAGGCAGGGGAGAAGAUCAUGUACACUUUGGUCUCAGUCCCACAUGGAAAUGACAUCGCAUCCCUUUUUGAACUGGAUGCCACAACUCUUCAGAGAGCAGACUGCCUGGUUCCAAGGAACUCGUAUGUUCGGUUAAGGCAUUUGUGUACCAACACGUGGGUCACCAGUACCAGCAUCCCCAUAGACACAGAUGAAGAGAGGCCUGUUAUGUUGAAGAUUGGAACUUGCCAAACGAAAGAAGAUAAAGAAGCCUUUGCCAUCGUGUCUGUCCCGCUGUCUGAGGUCCGAGACCUAGACUUCGCCAAUGACGCGAAUAAAGUGCUAGCGACCACAGUCAAAAAGCUGGAAAACGGCACGAUAACUCAGAACGAAAGGAGAUUUGUAACCAAAUUAUUGGAAGACCUCAUCUUCUUUGUUGCUGAUGUACUUAACAACGGACAGGAAGUUCUGGAUGUGGUUAUCACGAAGCCAAACCGAGAACGUCAGAAAUUAAUGAGGGAACAAAACAUACUGGCACAGGUAUUUGGGAUUCUUAAAGCGCCCUUUAAGGAGAAAGCGGGAGAAGGCUCAAUGCUGAGGCUUGAAGAUCUGGGAGAUCAAAGAUACGCUCCCUACAAGUACAUGCUGAGGCUGUGCUACCGUGUGCUGAGACACUCGCAGCAGGACUACCGGAAAAACCAGGAAUAUAUUGCUAAGAAUUUCUGUGUCAUGCAGUCCCAGAUUGGCUAUGAUAUUUUGGCAGAAGAUACCAUCACAGCUUUGUUGCACAACAACAGAAAACUACUAGAGAAACACAUCACAGCAAAAGAAAUAGAAACAUUUGUUAGUUUGCUCAGGAGAAACCGCGAGCCAAGAUUUUUGGAUUAUUUAUCGGAUCUGUGUGUGUCUAAUACCACCGCGAUCCCUGUAACUCAAGAACUCAUCUGCAAAUUUAUGUUGAGCCCAGGCAACGCUGACAUUCUCAUUCAAACCAAGUUGGUCUCAAUGCAGGGAGACAGCCCCAUGGAGAGCACCAUCCUGUCAGAUGACAUUGACGACGAGGAGGUCUGGCUCUACUGGAUUGACAGCAACAAGGAGCCUCACGGCAAAGCUAUCAGGCAUCUUGCUCAAGAGGCCAAGGAAGGCACCAAAGCUGAUUUAGAAGUUCUUACCUAUUACAGGUACCAGCUGAACCUCUUCGCAAGGAUGUGCUUGGAUCGCCAGUAUCUGGCCAUAAACCAGAUUUCUGUGCAGCUCUCCGUUGAUUUGAUCCUGCGGUGCAUGUCAGACGAGAGCCUGCCCUUUGACCUCCGAGCAUCUUUUUGUCGCCUCAUGCUCCACAUGCAUGUUGACCGGGACCCCCAGGAGUCCGUGGUCCCUGUUCGCUAUGCCAGGCUCUGGACGGAAAUCCCCACAAAGAUCACGAUUCAUGAAUAUGAUUCAAUAACAGACUCUUCCAGAAACGAUAUGAAGAGGAAAUUUGCACUGACCAUGGAAUUUGUUGAAGAAUACUUGAAAGAGGUUGUAAAUCAGCCUUUUCCGUUCGGAGAUAAAGAAAAAAACAAACUGACAUUUGAGGUGGUCCACUUGGCUCGGAAUCUCAUAUACUUUGGAUUUUACAGCUUCAGUGAAUUAUUAAGGCUAACGAGAACACUUCUGGCUAUCCUGGAUAUCGUGCAGGUCCCCAUGUCAUCGUAUUUUGAAAGAUUAAGCAAAUUUCAGGAUGGAGGAAACAAUGUCAUGAGAACCAUCCAUGGGGUGGGAGAGAUGAUGACCCAGAUGGUACUCAGCAGGGGUUCCAUCUUUCCCAUGAGUGUGCCUGACAUUCAGCCCAGCCUGCUCCCCAGCAAGCAGGGGACCCCCGCCGAGCAAGAGGACAUCACUGUGAUGGACACCAAGCUGAAGAUUAUUGAGAUCUUACAGUUUAUUCUGAGUGUCAGACUCGAUUAUAGGAUCUCAUACAUGCUGUCAAUAUAUAAGAAGGAAUUCGGGGAGAGCAAUGGAAAUGCUGAGACGUCCGCCAGUGGCUCUCCAGAUACGCUGCUGCCAUCAGCUAUUGUUCCUGAUAUAGAUGAAAUUGCAGCUCAGGCAGAAACUAUGUUUGCUGGAAGAAAGGAAAAAAAUCCAGUUCAACUUGACGACGAAGGAGGCAGGACGUUUCUACGGGUCCUCAUCCAUCUGAUCAUGCACGACUACCCUCCUCUGCUCUCAGGAGCCCUGCAGCUGCUGUUCAAGCACUUCAGCCAGAGAGCAGAAGUUUUACAGGCAUUUAAACAGGUGCAGUUGCUGGUGUCCAAUCAGGAUGUGGACAACUACAAGCAAAUCAAGGCAGACCUCGACCAGCUUCGACUGACUGUAGAAAAAUCCGAGUUAUGGGUUGAGAAGAGCAGCAGCUAUGAGAAUGGAGAAAUGGGUGAAAAUCAAGUGAAAGGUGGUGAAGAGCCCAUUGAGGACUCAAACAUUUUAAGUCCCGUGCAAGAUGGGACAAAGAAACCUCAGAUUGACAGCAACAAGAGCAACAACUACCGGAUUGUCAAGGAGAUUUUGAUCAGGCUAAGUAAACUCUGUGUACAGAACAAAAAGUGCCGAAAUCAACACCAGCGAUUACUGAAGAACAUGGGAGCCCAUUCAGUGGUGUUGGACCUUCUACAGAUACCUUAUGAAAAGAAUGAUGAAAAGAUGAAUGAAGUCAUGAAUCUGGCCCAUACCUUCCUGCAGAAUUUCUGUCGGGGAAAUCCACAGAAUCAAGUUCUCCUUCAUAAACAUCUGAAUUUGUUCCUAACUCCUGGACUCCUUGAAGCAGAAACCAUGCGGCACAUCUUCAUGAACAAUUACCAUCUGUGCAAUGAAAUCAGCGAGAGGGUGGUCCAGCACUUUGUGCACUGCAUCGAGACGCACGGCCGCCACGUGGAGUACCUGAGGUUUCUGCAGACGAUUGUCAAAGCAGAUGGCAAAUACGUGAAGAAGUGCCAGGAUAUGGUAAUGACCGAGUUGAUAAAUGGGGGUGAAGAUGUGCUGAUAUUUUACAAUGAUAGAGCAUCAUUUCCCAUCCUUCUCCAUAUGAUGUGUUCAGAGAGAGACCGAGGGGACGAGAGUGGCCCCUUAGCCUACCACAUCACCCUUGUGGAGUUGCUGGCAGCAUGCACAGAGGGGAAAAACGUCUACACUGAAAUCAAGUGCAAUUCCCUUCUGCCCCUGGACGACAUAGUGAGGGUGGUGACCCACGAUGACUGCAUCCCUGAGGUUAAAAUUGCUUACGUGAAUUUUGUGAAUCACUGUUACGUUGACACUGAAGUGGAAAUGAAGGAAAUCUAUACAAGUAACCACAUUUGGAAGUUAUUUGAGAACUUCUUGGUGGACAUGGCAAGGGUUUGCAACACAACCACAGACAGGAAACACGCAGACACGUUCUUGGAGAAGUGUGUCACUGAGUCAAUCAUGAACAUUGUGAGCGGCUUCUUCAAUUCUCCCUUUUCAGACAACAGCACCAGCCUCCAGACACAUCAGCCAGUUUUUAUUCAGCUGCUUCAAUCUGCCUUCAGAAUUUACAAUUGCACCUGGCCAAAUCCGUCACAGAAAGCCUCGGUGGAGUCCUGCAUCAGAAGUUUGGCUGAAGUGGCAAAGAAUCGUGGGAUUGCCAUUCCAGUGGACUUGGACGGCCAAGUUAAUACUCUUUUUAUGAAGAGUCAUUCAAAUAUGGUGCAGCGGGCUGCCAUGGGUUGGAGACUCUCAGCUCGCUCUGGACCACGCUUUAAGGAAGCUCUUGGAGGGCCUUCUUGGGACUAUAGAAAUAUUAUUGAAAAGUUACAGGAUGUGGUGGCCUCCUUGGAGCAGCAGUUCAGCCCGAUGAUGCAGGCUGAAUUCUCAGUGUUGGUUGACGUGCUGUACAGUCCAGAACUGCUGUUCCCCGAGGGGAGCGACGCAAGAAUAAGAUGCGGUGCUUUCAUGUCCAAGUUGAUUAAUCAUACAAAGAAGCUGAUGGAGAAAGAAGAAAAAUUGUGCAUUAAAAUUCUUCAGACUUUACGAGAAAUGCUGGAGAAGAGAGACAGCUUUGUGGAAGAGGGUAACACGUUAAGAAAGAUACUCCUGAAUCGAUACUUUAAAGGUGACUAUGGAGCGUGUGUGAACGGACACCUCUCCGGAACCUACUGCAAAUCUGCACAAGGGGGAGGGAGCUUUUCUGGGCAAGAUUCAGAUAAGAUGGGGAUAUCCAUGUCGGAUAUUCAGUGUCUACUGGAUAAAGAAGGUGCAUCUGAACUUGUCAUUGAUGUUAUAGUGAACACCAAAAACGACAGAAUUUUUUCAGAAGGCAUUUUGCUUGGCAUUGCCUUGUUGGAAGGAGGAAAUACACAAACUCAGUAUUCCUUCUACCAGCAGUUGCAUGAACAAAAAAAGUCAGAAAAAUUCUUCAAAGUUCUGUAUGACCGAAUGAAGGCUGCUCAGAAAGAGAUCAGGUCAACAGUGACGGUUAACACCAUAGACUUAGGUAACAAAAAGCGGGAUGAUGACAAUGAGCUGAUGACGUCUGGCCCACGAAUGAGAGUAAGAGAUUCAUCAUUACAUUUAAAAGAAGGAAUGAAAGGGCAACUAACAGAAGCUUCUUCGGCAACAUCCAAAGCAUACUGCAUGUACAGAAGAGAGAUGGAUCCGGAAAUAGACAUCAUGUGCACAGGCUCCGAGGUGGGAAACGCCGAGGACAAGUCUGCCGAGGAGGUGACCAUGAGUCCUGCCAUUGCCAUCAUGCAGCCGAUCCUGAGGUUUCUUCAGUUACUCUGUGAGAAUCACAAUCGGGAGCUGCAGAACUUCUUGAGGAAUCAAAACAACAAAACAAAUUACAACCUUGUCUGUGAGACCCUCCAGUUUUUGGACUGCAUCUGUGGGAGCACGACCGGCGGCCUGGGCCUGCUGGGCCUCUACAUCAAUGAGAAGAAUGUAGUGCUGGUCAACCAGACCCUGGAGAGCUUGACCGAGUACUGCCAGGGCCCGUGCCAUGAAAAUCAGACAUGUAUUGCUACCCACGAAUCUAAUGGGAUUGAUAUCAUCAUUGCUUUGAUUCUAAAUGACAUCAACCCUCUUGGUAAAUACCGAAUGGACCUGGUGCUCCAGCUAAAGAACAACGCUUCCAAGCUGCUGCUGGCCAUCAUGGAAAGCAGGCAUGACAGCGAGAAUGCAGAGAGAAUUCUUUUUAACAUGAGGCCCAGGGAGCUGGUGGAUGUGAUGAAGAAUGCCUACAACCAAGGACUGGAGUGCGAUCACGGGGAGGACGAGGGCGGAGAUGAUGGCGUCUCUCCAAAAGAUGUCGGACACAACAUCUAUAUUCUGGCCCAUCAGUUGGCCCGCCACAACAAGCUGUUACAGCACAUGCUGAAGCCAGGAUCCGAUCCAGACAAUGGAGACGAAGCCUUGAAGUAUUAUGCCAACCAUACUGCACAGAUCGAGAUUGUUCGGCAUGAUAGGACAAUGGAACAAAUAGUGUUUCCUGUCCCCAACAUAUGUGAAUACCUCACGCGAGAAUCCAAGUGCCGCGUGUUCAGCACCACGGAAAGGGAUGAACAGGGAAGUAAGGUGAAUGACUUUUUCCAGCAAACGGAAGACCUCUACAAUGAGAUGAAGUGGCAGAAGAAAAUCAGGAGUAACCCCGCCUUGUUCUGGUUCUCGAGGCACAUAUCCCUCUGGGGCAGCAUCUCCUUCAACCUGGCUGUGUUCAUCAACUUGGCUGUGGCUCUCUUCUACCCAUUUGGGGAUGAUGGAGAUGAAGGGACACUGUCACCACUGUUCUCAGUUGUGCUUUGGAUAGCCGUUGCAGUCUGCACAUCCGUGCUGUUUUUCUUCUCCAAGCCUGUGGGUAUUCGGCCAUUUCUUGUGUCAAUAAUGCUCAGAUCAAUAUAUACGAUAGGUCUUGGACCUACAUUAAUACUUCUUGGUGCAGCUAAUCUUUGUAAUAAAAUCGUGUUUCUGGUGAGUUUUGUUGGAAACCGCGGCACGUUCACCCGAGGGUACCGAGCGGUCAUCCUGGAUAUGGCCUUUCUCUACCACGUAGCGUAUGUCCUGGUUUGCAUGCUGGGCCUUUUUGUCCACGAAUUCUUCUAUAGCUUCCUGCUUUUUGAUUUGGUAUAUAGAGAAGAAACUCUGCUCAAUGUCAUAAAAAGUGUCACGCGGAACGGCCGCUCCAUUAUUCUAACUGCAGUCCUGGCUCUCAUCCUUGUCUACCUGUUUUCCAUUAUUGGGUUCCUUUUUCUGAAGGAUGACUUUACUAUGGAAGUGGAUAGGCUGAAAAAUAGAACUCCUGUGACAGGUAGCAGUGCCGUUCCUACUAUGACUUUAACCUCAAUGAUGGGAACAUGUGAAAAGGACAACUGCUCACCCACGAUACCGGCUUCAAAUACAGCUGAGGAAGAGUAUGAAGAUGGAAUUGAAAGGACAUGUGACACCCUCCUUAUGUGCAUUGUGACCGUCCUGAACCAGGGCCUCCGGAACGGCGGUGGCGUGGGAGACGUGCUGAGAAGGCCGUCGAAAGAUGAGCCCUUGUUUGCUGCCCGAGUGGUAUAUGACCUUCUCUUCUAUUUCAUCGUUAUCAUCAUCGUACUUAACUUGAUUUUUGGUGUCAUCAUUGAUACUUUUGCUGAUCUCAGAAGUGAAAAACAGAAAAAAGAAGAAAUUCUAAAGACAACCUGCUUCAUCUGUGGACUCGAGAGGGACAAGUUUGAUAAUAAAACGGUUUCUUUUGAGGAGCACAUCAAGUCGGAACACAACAUGUGGCAUUAUCUGUACUUCCUCGUUCUGGUGAAGGUCAAGGACCCCACGGAGUACACCGGACCUGAAAGUUACGUGGCUCAGAUGAUUGUGGAGAAGAACUUGGACUGGUUUCCUCGGAUGCGAGCCAUGUCCCUUGUUAGCAAUGAAGGUGACAGUGAGCAAAAUGAGAUUCGGAACCUGCAGGAGAAGUUGGAAUCGACCAUGAGUCUGGUCAAACAGCUGUCCGGUCAGCUGGCGGAGCUCAAGGAACAGAUGACAGAACAAAGGAAGAAUAAGCAGAGACUGGGCUUUCUCGGAUCAAACACACCCCAUGUGAAUCAUCACAUGCCACCACACUGAUACCAGGGGGGCAGCCGUGACCAGCCUUUCAUCAGCGUCCUGCCUGAUCGCUGGAUAAAGAACUGAGACGGAGGGGAGUGAACAGUGCCUAUUGUUGCAAAGUUAAAAACAACCAAGUGCCAAGACAUUGAGUGGUUUCGCUUGGAGAACAAUUUAUAACUGUGUUUUCAUGGUCGAGAAGACCAAACUUAAAAUGCAGCCGCCAGAAAGCACACAUCACGCAUUCUUAAUGCAAAGAGAAGUCCACUUGCUCAGAUGGACGGAGAGGGGAGGAGGGAGGCGGGGUGGAAGGAGGUGGAAGGCGGAGAGAGCUACCUUUUGCUAAAUCGAUGAGAGUCCGUUUUCUCUUAAAUGCUGGCUGCAGCUUUUGUCAUGGUUGGCUGGAAUCUAUUUCUUUUAAUUACAGCGUGCAGGUCAGUGAUACAGGAAGUCAUAUUUUGGUGGCCAAGUUUUACUAAGGGAAAUAACUGAAAGGAUUCAAACUGAGAGUUGCAAAGGAAAAUGUUAAUGCUUCCAAACCGUAGCUGUCACGGGGCAAUUUCCUUAUUUAUAACGUGCAACGCAGUGGAUUUACAGCUCCAGGAACAAGUGCUUUGGAGUUUAUGCCUCUCACGCCAACAACAGGUCUGGAAUGUGACCACUUGCUCCCAGAUUUCAGAGAGGCUCUGUCAGGAUGGACCAGAAAAAGUUAUUUUCUUAUAACUUGUUAAAAACACGUUUUAAGUCAUGUAGAGGCUAAGAUUUUUAAAGAUUUGGGGGAAGCGAAAGCUGAAAGUAGCCCCAGGGAAGAAUUUUUUGAGAACAUACGUAUACUAUUAAAAUACAUUGAGAUUAAUAAAUGAAAAUGCUUAAAGGUGACAGGAAAUAUUGAGCAACUUACGAUGGUGACAUUGCCCUUUAUAAAUAUGGAGUAAAAGCUAUUCAUGUUUGCCGUGCUUAAAGAACUGAGUGGUUUUAUUUAUCCUAUUCGUGCAGUUGGGGGAAAAGAAAUCCAAGAAAUGUGUUGAAUACUCAAGAAAAUGCAGCGUUUCAAUUGCAUAUUUUAAACUGUUUCAGUAAGAGCUUUUCAGAAUGUAAAAAGAUAAUCACCUCUUCCCCAAAUUGUUUUUAAUGUUAAAUUAUGCAACCAGAAUUUGUGGAGGGAGAAAAGAACCUGCCAUGCGUAUUAUUCUUGGAGACUAUGCUUUCAGAAUGAUAAAGCAAAAUUCAGAUAGUGAAAAAGUGUUAAGAGAACUGCCACGUGGCAAGAGACUGAGGCACGUGACACUGGGCUCUGGGAGGCACUCUGCAAGCUGUGCUUUUGGUUUCUGCUUCCAGGAGAACAAAAAAUUGCCUCCAGAGUCUUUAAACUCUCCUGUUAUUACCACCAGGGUUUAAGGUUUGGAUAGGGUUUGCUGUGACCAUUUUUAAAGCUUUGGAUUAUUUUAAUGUAGUUUAAGAUGCUGGUCCUAAAAUUCUCAAAUCGUGGUCUAGGUAGAUUAAAAAGGAUUCCUAAGCCAACCCUUUUCCCACACACCGUUAAAAUGUAGGCUGGGAGGCAAGAUGUUGAAACCCAAAGCAAUGAGUUUUUGAACUGAAUCUGUUGGUACAUCCCUACCUUAAGUACCUCCUCAAGUUAGGAAUUCCUCACUCUGAUGUGAUAGUAUUUUUCCUGACCAGUCGCUAGAGGACUAUGAUCCAAAGAUACUCAGAAACUGCGGUAUAUCUCUGCAUGCAACACAGAACUUUGAAUCUAGUAAGCAUCCAAUAAAUGUACAAGAAAUUCCUCUGUCAUUCAAUCCUAAUUCUUCAUUAAAACUUUAAACUAUAUCACCUAUUUUUUUUUUUAAGUGGCUUCACCAAAACAGAAGUGGAAAGCAACCAUUAAAAAAAGAAACAAAAAAACAAGACCAUGAUUGUUGUUAACAGUAUUAGAUGAAAAGUACAUGAUAAAGUAUUUUAAUUAGGCAGAGAAUUUUGCAUGCAGGGAAAAGUGGUAAAUAUUGGCUGUAGUGCAGUGCAGGAAACUAUCUCUGUUUAAGCACAAAGUAAAAUAUUUCUGAUGUCCAAACAUGGAAAAAAUUUAAUUUGUCCAGAUGAGAGCAACCCGUCUUUCAAAUAAACUAUCUGGUCUUUUCAUACACUUUUUCAUAGAGAAUGAACCAUUGAGUAAGUAAGUGCCAUGAAGAAAUGGCCCAACCUUGCCAACCAUUGUGCAGUGACAGCUCACUACAUCACAGUGUGUUUCCUCCUAUGAAAAGUAUUCAAAAGAGAUUGCAACUAACCUAACUCUUAUUUAAUCGAAAUUGAAAUAUUUCUCCAUUGUGUUUCUUUUUCUGUCCCACCUAAAUCCUUUGAGGUUAGAAAGCAAAAUAAACAAAAGCAAACAAAAAAGGCAUUUUCCAGGCUAUUAAAUUCAUGAUGGAGAAAUUUGACAUCUGCUAUAAAUUUAUAUUUGUUUUGGGUAUGUUUCAUAAUGCAACUGGGACAUUUGACCUUGGCAGGUAGCAAUUAACAUUCUCAUAUUUAUAUAGUGAUUUAAAAAUAAAUACAAUCAUCUUUGAUUUUGAUGUUAAGGGAAAUGUUUUACUAUUUAGUUAUUAAAACCCCUAUUGGUUUAAAAAUAUCCAUUUCUGCUGAACGUAAUUUUUAAUUUCAAAAGGAUUUUAUUCCUCUACAUGUUCUGUUCCAAGUUAAGAGUUUCAUGCAAAUGUUUCUUUAAGAUACCGUUUUUAGAGAAGAAAAUGUUUUGUAUCAUAUAAGACUAUAAUAUUAAUAAAUAAAUGUUACACUUGUAAAAAAUCAUAUUUUUACCUCUUAAAAAAGUUAGUUUAGACAUGGGCUUUUUUUCUUCCAUAUUGGGGAUAAGAAUGCAGUUUCUAGUGGAUUAUUGAUAAAUCAGGAAGUAUUUCCUUCAUGUCAGAACUAGUUGUUUGCGCUUUUCCGUCUUCUCAGCUCACAACUCAGUUUUGGCUGUUUUUUUUUUUUAGUUUAUAGAUGUUUUAUAAUGAACAGUAAUGCAGUAGGGCCCCCACUCUUCCCCCACGCCCCAGGGCUGAGAAUGCGUGAAGAGGCCAGGGAUCUGGGGACUUGGGGAGGGAAGGUGCAGGCUGGGACUUCACUAUGAUUAGCGAAAAGAAGGAGUAAAGGGUGGAUGACAGGACAAAAAGGGCUGACCCUCCAGGGACCCAGUAGACUGGGACAUAAGUAAAUAUUGCACAGCAUAAUGAUGUAACAGAUGACAGACUCACGAGAUAACCCUUCACCAUGCAAAGAACAGUGCUGUGUUCCCUUCAGCAGUUCUUAAACCUUUACAGAUUAACGAAUCAACACCUUCUGACCCACAGACCUGUUCCAGUACACAGUGAUCACAAGCAAGGCAAAAAUGGAUGGAGCAGGUAGCUUAAACACAAGCGCAGGGGCCCACAGGAGCCAGGCACAGGGCUAAAAUGCAUGCACUCGUGAGGUGCACACCAUAAGGUGGGGGGGGGGCGGAGCCCAUGGGGAGCUUGCUAUUUGCAAAUUUGACAACUGAUUCCACUUUGUAGAAAAUGCCUGAGGCCAACUGAUGCGCUCUAGUCACUCAUUUGCUGUUUCUAAAAUAGUUGGUGAUAAAGCUACCCCGUUUAAUAGAUGAAAACACACAGUGCCAAAACCAAGCAGAGGAGCUAAAAUGCACGUGAGACUUGAGAAAUCUGAAAACAAGUCCACGUAUUAUCUCUGAACUGGAGUAUUUCCACAGACUUGAAUAAUUUAUAAAAUGAUCGUAUCUUCUCAUCUCACGAAUAGCCUUUUUUACCCCCUGCAGUAGAGGAUUACUAUAUUUGCUUUGAAAAACACAAUUUAAACAUAUGUCAAGACCAGAUAAGUAUAAUUUAUAAAUUAUUAUUAAUAAAAUUGAAGUUGUGUUAACUUU
Camelus dromedarius (Arabian camel) is the source of this 12050-nucleotide messenger RNA. RefSeq names its product inositol 1,4,5-trisphosphate receptor type 2 (gene ITPR2). The coding region runs from base 50 to 8155 and encodes 2701 amino acids. The record is from RefSeq and is a predicted model, not a curated record. Gene Ontology annotation, molecular function: inositol 1,4,5 trisphosphate binding; inositol 1,4,5-trisphosphate-gated calcium channel activity. Gene Ontology annotation, cellular component: endoplasmic reticulum; membrane. Lineage: Eukaryota; Metazoa; Chordata; Mammalia; Artiodactyla; Camelidae. Gene Ontology annotation, biological process: calcium ion transmembrane transport. The transcript has 57 exons.